Molecule: messenger RNA, 942 nt
Organism: Elephantulus edwardii (Cape elephant shrew)
Lineage: Eukaryota; Metazoa; Chordata; Mammalia; Macroscelidea; Macroscelididae
Product: olfactory receptor 6C4-like
Exons: 1
Coding region: 1-942 (313 amino acids)
Biological process (GO): G protein-coupled receptor signaling pathway
Cellular component (GO): membrane
Molecular function (GO): G protein-coupled receptor activity; olfactory receptor activity
Source: RefSeq, a predicted model, not a curated record
AUGAAAAAUCAAACGUCAGUGAUAGAGUUCAUUCUUCUUGGAUUGACAGAUGACGCCCAAAUUCAACCUGUGCUUUUCCUUUUCCUGCUACUGACUUAUAUCUUAAGUAUUAUGGGAAAUUUGACCAUCAUCAUUCUAACUCUGCUGAAUCACCACCUCCAGAGUCCUAUGUAUUUCUUCCUCCGGAAUUUUUCCUUUUUGGAAAUUUCCUUUACCUCCGUGUUUGUUCCCAAAAUGCUAGUCAAUAUUGGAACUGGAGACAAGACCAUUUCCUUUGCUGGUUGCUUCACUCAGUAUUUUUUUGCCAUCUUUCUGGGAGCCACUGAAUUUUACCUCCUAGCUUCCAUGUCCUAUGAUCGCUAUGUUGCCAUCUGCAAACCUUUGCAUUACACAUCUAUAAUGAGCAGGAGACUGUGCAUUCAACUUGUCCUAUGUUCCUGGUUCUCUGGGUUUUUAGUUGUCAUUGUGCCACAUAUAAUGACUCUCCAGUUAUCUUUUUGUGCCUCCAAUGUCAUCAAUCAUUAUUGCUGUGACUAUACUGUAUUGUUGCAUUUGUCCUGUUCAGAUACACAUAUUAUAGACAUGCUUGAAUUUAUCCUUGUUGGAGUGACACUAAUUUUCACAUUAGUAUUAGUUAUUCUUUCCUACACAUAUAUUGUCAGAACAAUUCUGAAAAUCCCCUCUGUUCAACAAAGAAAAAAAGCUUUUUCUACUUGUUCCUCUCAUAUGAUUGUUCUCUCACUUUCUUAUGGAAGCUGUAUCUUCAUGUAUUUGAACCCUUCUGUUGAGGAUGCAGCCACUUUCAAUAAGGGUGUAGCUGUGCUGAAUACUUCAGUUGCCCCUCUGUUGAAUCCAUUCAUCUAUACUCUAAGAAACCAGCAAGUGAAACUAGCCUUCAAAGAUAUGGUUGGUAAGGUACAAUUUUUUCUUUUUGGAAAGUGA